Molecule: messenger RNA, 1894 nt
Organism: Linum tenue
Lineage: Eukaryota; Viridiplantae; Streptophyta; Magnoliopsida; Malpighiales; Linaceae
Source: the annotation of a GenBank genome assembly
AUGUUGGUGGAUCUCAACCUCAGCGUCGUUUCCCCUUACCCCGGCGAGAUGGACGGCGGGUGUGGCGGGAAUAACAGAAAGCGGGGUCUGGACUUCUCGUCGUCUAACAACAACAAUCAAGUGGAGAGCUCCGGGAGCUUCGAUUCCUCCUCCGUCGUCAAUGUCGACCGGAAUGCCGGCAAUGCUGCUGCUCCCGGCGACGAGGACUCCUGCUCCAACACGGGCGACGAUGUGUUCGGAUACAGCUUCCGUAUCUUGACGGAGCAACAGCGGGACUUGAAGAAGAUGAUGGCACUUGAGGAUGAGCAGAGUAAUGAUAAUAAUAAUCAUGAUGGGACUAUUCAGCUCUUCCCCGUAGGCGGCGGCGGCGGUGGUGGGGGAAGGGGAGGUGGAAUCGACGCGCUGGCUCACUGUUUGCGCUCGAGGAAGCAGUGGCUGGAUCUCGGUGGGAGGGAGGUUGAGUAUGGCGGUCUGGCGGAGAAGAUUGUCGCUCAGGUUCAGCAGCAGCAGCAGCAACAGCAGAAGCCUCCGGCGAAGAAGAACCGCCGCGGUCCUCGCUCCAAGAGCUCCCAGUAUCGCGGCGUCACGUUUUACCGGCGGACCGGCCGCUGGGAAUCCCACAUUUGGGAUAGCGGGAAGCAAGUUUACCUUGGGGGAUUCGACACUGCUCAUUCUGCCGCUAGGGCGUAUGAUCGAGCUGCGAUCAAAUUCCGUGGAGUCGAUGCUGAUAUCAACUUCAAUGUCAGCGAUUACGAUGAGGAUAUUAAGCAGAUGAGCAAUUUUACCAAGGAGGAAUUCGUUCAUAUCCUUCGUCGCCAGAGCACUGGAUUCUCAAGGGGAAGCUCCAAGUACAGAGGAGUGACACUCCAUAAAUGUGGGAGAUGGGAAGCUCGAAUGGGCCAGUUUCUGGGAAAGAAGUACAUAUACCUUGGCCUUUUUGAUAGCGAGAUAGAAGCUGCGAGGUCCUUGGCCUAUGAUGAAGCUGCCAUCAAAUGCAAUGGGAGGGAGGCUGUCACCAAUUUUGAUCCCAGUUCAUAUGAUGGAGAUAUCACAUCUGAGGUGAUCAAGCCUGAAGAUCAAAGUCUUGAUCUGAACUUAGGCAUUGCACCUCCUGAUGCAACUGAAUCCAAAAGGCUAAACAGCAGUGUAGGUGGUGGCUUUUGCAUUCCAGGUGGCCUGGAUUCUAUGUGCUUGGACAAGAUCCCCAGGAUCUUCAACUCUACUUCAGCAGCAAUGAACAGUCAUCAACUGUCCCGUGGUCCUGCCAUGGGGGCUGGUCCAAACCCCGGUUCCUUUCCUAUCUCUAAGGAAAGAGCAAUGGAGAAGAGGGUGGGGAUGGACCCUAUGCUAAACUGGGCAUGGAAAAUGCACAGUCCAUACGGCAGGGAAAACAUCGCACUGCCAUUCUUCUCUACUGCAGCAUCAUCAGGAUUCGUCGCUUCUUCGACAGCUACUACGACUACUACUACUACUACUGCACCGAUUUCAGCUGCAGCAGCUCCACAACUUCACUUCCCAAAAUCGACCAUCCUCCACCACCAUUACUCUCCUGCGUCCGGCACCAUCUUCUGAGUUCUAUAGCUAGCAUGGAACGGGAGAACAUGAUCUCAGCUGGAAGUUUCAUCGACUCGUCUAACAUUUUAGCCAUAAGUAUCAGAACCUCCUUCUCCUUUGUCUCCUCAAUUUUUACUAGGGUAAAAAGCUGAGAGAGUGUAAUUUGAUUGGUACGCUCCAACUCCAAUUGCAACUAUGUUCUAUGUAGGAGAGAUGUAAUUUUCCCCCUCACCCUCCAAUUAUCCCCAGCUUUUUUUGCAAAGAUCCUCUAUCACAAUUGGAACAUUUUUUGACCUUCGCGGCUCUGUGUAAAUAUAUGAAUCAAUUGUCAUUUCCCACC